AUAUGGAAAAGAGACGUCAGAAAAGUAGAAUAUCAAGAUCGAUGUAAGAAAGUGAAGAGAAAUUUCGAUGGUAGUAGAGAGAUUCGUGUACGAAUAUCGUCGAUUUCUUUGCUGCAAUAAUUUUGUCAACGAGAACUUACGAAGUUUGGCUUCGUAGACAUAUUUGUCAAGGAAUUGACAUGGAAAUAGGCUGUAUCUGUAAAAUUACGAGAAUGUUAAAAAAAAAUAUCAAGAACUUUAUUCUAAAACAAAUCAAUCUAAUAUUAAAGUGCACAAUUUAACGGAUUAAAGCGCUGUAAAAAUCUUUACGACAUCAUAUCGCAAAGAGAAGAACCAGCUGACGGAGAACCGGAAACCAAAACCAAUUGAUCAAUCGGUGGGAAUGUCCGGAUGGGAGUACCCGAGUCGCCGAGUAUAGCGAUCAUUUCCUUAGGGCCACACCUUCUGACAGAAAAAAACGUACGAUGGACCAUCGCAGGAUUGACAGAUAUGGCACUAGGGAGAUGCGCCACUCGAGAAGCGAAGAUCUUUUGGGCGCGAUCUCCAGGUCUCCCAGUCCGAAUAUCGAUUUACCCACCGCUACAUCCGAGGAUGACCUGAUCGCAGCUAGCGGUCUCCGAGACUCGAAUAUCUACGAUGAGGCUGGUGUAAACAUCGGCGUCGCGGGACCCUCGCGACGUAUUCUCCCGUCACCGUCCAGAGUAGUGGGGUUGCCCGUCGACCCGGAGGACUCCAUUCGCGACAUUGUUACCGAGAACGAUCUGUAUAGAUACGUCCUGUUCAAACGGCAUUAUGACAAGUACGUGGAUCUCGCCGAAAAGUAUAAGGAGGCGAAGAAUAUCACUUACUACCUGGAGGAACGCUAUCAUGAAAUCAAGGUUGAGCGAGAUAGGCUGGAGGAGAUUCGUAGGAAUCUGGAAAGACGGCUGGAGGGUUGCGAGACGGAACUUCGUGGCAAGGAAGACGAGCUUUUUCUACAAUUGGAGAGAAGUCUCCGAUUGGAAGAGGAAAUCGAACGCGCGAAAGCCGAAAAGGAUAGUUACAUAGAGGCGCAAAAUCGUUUGGAGCAGCAACGAGAGUCAGCCUUUCGUCGUCUGCAAAUGCAGCUUGAGGAGAACGAGAUCACAAGACGAGAUCUCGACAGAGCGCGCCAAGACGUCAUCCGACAGGCCACUAUCAUUCGCGCCGAAAGGGAUACCUUGGAGAGAGAGAAUGAAAUGUUGCGGCAGAAACUCAGAGUGGAACAGCACGAAUUAGGAGCCGAACGACGCCGUCGAGAAGAAGGCGUUGCGGCACUGACAAGGGAGACUAUCGCACUGAAACACGCUACACGCCACUUGAGCGCCGCGACAUUUCACGCAACAUCCUGCCGGAAUCGUCGCCGAUGUUCCAUUUGCAUAUAUGCCAGACGCACUUUCUCCAACGUCAACAAUUACCGCGACAAUGGAAAUCUCUUGCAGUGCCUUCAAGCGCCCUUACAAGAUCUUCGUAGUUGGUUACGACCCAACACGAUACAGUCAUCGUCCCGAGUUCCGAGAAUCGAUUCGUCCAUGGCCGAUCGCGAAAUCUGUUACAUCGACGACUCCAGCGUCGACAGUAGUAGCAACGGUAGCACCAACAGCCGCAGUUGCAGUAGUAGCACCAGCAGCAGCAACAGUGCUUACGACGAUGAGGCUUAUCCAAAUACUCCGAUAGCCGAACCCUCUCUUUCUUCGGCAACUUCCAGUGUCCCACAUACAGUCAGAGCCUUCUCCUCGGAUUCAGGGUUCUCUUCGGAGAUGGGGGAUCGCAGAUCGCGAUGCUUUGACAAUGUUGGCAAUAACAGUAGCAGCAAGAGCAGAAACAUCAGCGAAUCGCUAGAUAGCAGCGAAGCUGAUGAUCAGGGCGCGGCUGGAAGAGACGGAUUCACUCGCUCAAGAUGGACUUCGUCUUUUCGCAGAUUGCUUGGACGAAAGUCGAAAAAUAAGCUUGAUCGUUCCUUGGAUAUAAGUAAGACUGAUGAAUCACGAUGAAUUUGUAUUUAUAUUGUACCGAGACAAGAACUCAUUAUAUACAUCCUCCCAUUCACCCGCCUCUUUCAUAGGGUGAAAUCUGCAAAAAAACGAGAUUUAUUCGAAAUGAAAUAAAUCUUUCACGAAUGUCGAAUUUUGUCGGAGAGUGUUAAGAUUAUUGAGAUUUGCAUGUUUAUUAUUUUGAAAAAAUUGAAAAUACGAGAAUUUAUUAUAGAUAUUUAUAGAAGCUCUUGUAAUUUUUGAGAAAGUAAUUAUAAUUGACCCACAUUUUGAAAAACCCUGCCACUUCCAAAAAUGUAAUCUUAUCUCUUCCAAAAUUUAAUUAUUAAUUGAAUUGCGUGUGUGAUACUAAUACGAUAAAUAAUACGCAGACAUCUUGUAAAAUAUUAAAAAAAACGCUGUGAUUUUUUUCAAAGCUUAUUAAUUUUUUUUUCUCCAUAAUGCUUAUAUUGUAACUGAAUUUUUUGAAGAAAAAAUAUUACAUAUCCUAUCUCUUAGAAUUAAAAAAAAUCCUAAAUGCAGAUUCCGAGAUUCUUUUUCCUUCAACGUAGGAAUUGAAUUUCGAGUAAAUUAGAUAAUUGCAAUUACGAAUAUAUAAAAAGGAUUUGAAUUAAUAGAAAUAAUUGCAAUCGCGAUCAAACUUUAUAUAUACUUAUUCGCAAAUUGUAUACAUGGGUUUUAAAGGUUUCGAAUAGUAAAAGUGAUAUAUAUAUAUAUAUAAUAUUGAAAUAUUCGAUAUUCUCGCGUGCGAAUCGGAUUUUCUAAUAAUAGGAAAGUGUUAUUGUUUGCAUUCUGAAAAAAAUCUGUUUUGUAUUGUUACGUUUUAUUGUUGUUGUGCGGUGAUUGUUGUUGCAUUCACCAAAGAAUACAAUGGUUGGAGUAUAGUGAGCACAAAGAUUAAUCGCCAUUACAUUAGAAGUUUCAAAUUUGCGACAAUUUCUUAUUAUUCGUUAAUAUUUUUAUCAUUUUUGUCAAGAAAGCUAUUUUUUUGGGUGCAAUUUUAAGUACAUGCAUGAUGACGGACCAAAUUACUAACACGUCAUAAUCUUGUUACGAUAAUGUUAUGAAAUUUCAGAAACAAAUAUAUUAUGAAUGCAAAUAAAAAUAUGUAUACGAUGAAAAA
Molecule: messenger RNA, 3135 nt
Organism: Cataglyphis hispanica
Lineage: Eukaryota; Metazoa; Arthropoda; Insecta; Hymenoptera; Formicidae
Exons: 6
Coding region: 465-2012 (515 amino acids)
Source: RefSeq, a predicted model, not a curated record